Acanthocheilonema viteae is the source of this 3609-nucleotide messenger RNA. The record is from the annotation of a GenBank genome assembly. NCBI's taxonomy places the organism in Eukaryota, Metazoa, Nematoda, Chromadorea, Rhabditida, Onchocercidae.
AUGAAUGGAGAUAAUGACGUGGAGCGUAAUUUCACUUACGAAAUCAGCGAUCGGGAUGGUCAAGAUGUCACGCAGGAUUCUUUAACAGAGGAAGCGAAGUCGCUUCUUAAUACUUGUAAACCGAUGCAGAUCGACAUUUCCCAGAAAGAACACACACCAGAGAAUUGUCAAAAUUGCGCUUUAACUCCCAGUACAAUUAAACACAUAAGAAAUGUUUCGUCAGAUGCAACACCUGUAGGGGCAGCUUUUAGCGAAGGCACGCUAUCGGUACCGCAUCGUCGUACUUAUCUAAAUAUUUCUGAAACUAAGGAGGAAAACAAACAACUUAAGGCGCAAGUAUUCGACUUGAAAUCACAACUGUUUGUGCUGAAAAGAAAUUUGCCGUCAAUACUGAAUAAUGAAGGAAAAGAUUUCACUGAAGAAUAUCUGAUAAUGCAAACGGAACUGGAUAAUGAGAAAGUUCGUCGGGUAGAAAUAGAACAAAUGUGGCAGUUACAAAAGAAAAAAUUUGAUGAAGAAAGAUCGAAAUUUGAAAGUGAGAGAAAAGAUUGGGAAAAAAACCGCGAAAGGCUUCUUAUGGAUAAGGAUGAACUUGUAACCGAAUUGAAAGAGCUUCACCAGCAGUUAUCUGAAAGACAUGGUGAACGCGAUGAUGGUAGCGAAAGUCAAGGCGACAGUUCUUUGAGCACUAUUUCGUUGAUAUCGGAGAGAAGCAUGGAAAUCGAGAAACUGCGUUCGAUAGCUCUCCAGCAAAGUUUCGAUGAGAAGAAGCUUCGAAUGAAACUGGAACGUGAUAUAAUUCAAUUGCAAGAUCAGCUAAAGCUUGCUCAAAAUGAUUUGGCGAAGCAGACUGCUUAUUACACAAAAGAGAAAACGCGUUGUGAAAUAUUAAAAGCUGAAAUGACGAAGCUUCAACAAACCGCGGACGAAGCCAAGCAGGAACUAGAAUAUCAGAAGCAGAUCUUUGAAGAACAAUUAGCAAAAGCUCAUACUAUCAACGAAGUUGCAUUGAGUAAGCGAGACCGCACCAUUCGUAUAUUGCUAAAAAAAUUAAAAUCAGGAGAUGCUGAAACGUCCUCCAGUUCGAAACUCGAGAAGAACAGCUCCUGCUUGCUGCAUCAUGAUGUUCCCAAUUUAAAUCCUUAUGCUCAAGGAAUACUGGAUCAAAUUAAUGAGUUUACUGCCGAGAAUGAUGCUAUUAGAAAGAAAGUAAUUGAAUGGGGUGCUGUAAAUACCGAUCUAUUGUCAGAAAUUGAACCCAGCGAAACGCCAUCCGCGGAAGAUGAAAGCUCGGAAUGGAAUACUAAGCGCUGUGAACGUGAAAAUGAAAAAUUAGCAGCAUUCUUAGCACAAAAUAAAAUUAUUACUGAUGAUUCAAACGAGGAAGAAUUGGGAGGAAAACUUGCAUUGUUUGAUGCUGUAAAUGGUUCCGGAGAGCGAUAUUCGAAUGAACAACUUGGUAAUACUACGCGAAGUAUAGGAGCUUCUGACAUGUUAAAUAUAACGUCAGCAGCUGAUCUUUUGAGCAAGUCUUUGGUAUUGACAGAGGAUCUCGGUGAAGUUAAGAAAAAACUUUCGGUUUUGCAGUCUGCCUGCACACGUCUCUUCGAGAAAUUGCGUGGCACAGCUAACUUUUUGCAGACUCUUCUUGAUGAAUUGGGUGCAGGUGACCGAGGCAGAGAACUGCUUGCUGAGAUAGAAGCACUUCGCAUUGAUCUUGACCACUCACUGGCAACAGCUAUUGAUAUUAGCCGUGAUGUUGAAGCCGCGGAAGAAAGCAUCGGAGAACUGUCUGCUCAUCUGCAACGUUCAUUAUUAAAUUGUUCUUUUGGUAUAUCAUCGGUACCAUCCAGUGAAAAUCAGCAGAAUGCAUCGGCUCUUUCACGAGCUCAUAAAGCCUAUAGACAAUUAAACACGGACUUAGCAAAUGAAAAGAUGAAAGCAAAUGAAGCUGCAGAACUUAAUGAAAAGUUGCAAGCACGUAUUACUGACUUGGAAGAAUCAAAGCAGAAACUGAUCGAUGAGCUGGAUCAAUUGAAGAAAAACUUGGCAGAAAAAGAAAAUGAAAUGAUUUCAUCAAUGAAAGAUAAGGAAACAGAGCUUCAGUACAAGAAUCAACAGUACAAUGACCUGUAUGGAAAAAUGCAAGAACUUCAACAAAAAGUUAAAACAAAAGAAACUCUUGUUACAGAAAAAGAAGUCCAAAUGAAACAGCUAAAUGAUCAAAUGACUGGGAAGUGUCACGAAUUGGAAACUCAAGUUGUAGAACUUACGCAUAUUCUGAAAAUAAAGGAUGAAUCGAUCAAGGAGAUUACUGAAUUAGACAACAAGAUGUAUGAAUUAAUUGGCAAUUUGAAAGAAAGUUUGGGAAUUGUUGGAGAGCAAAUUAACAAACCGAUUAUAGAAGCAGCAAAUACGGAAAUAGCAGCAUUGGCUCAGCUGUCUCAGAUUGGAGCAGAUCUUGAAGAACUCACUAAAAUUAGUCAUUAUAUUGAUGAGUUAAGAAAUCAGUCGGUUAAGCUUCAACAAGAUUUGGAUCUGUGUGAAAGAAGUCGCAGUGCUAUCAGUUUAAAAUGUCGCGGAUUAUCUGAUCAGAAUGCUUAUCUUGAAACAGAGCAUAAUGAAGCUAAACAGAAGUUAUUAACUCUUCAACAACAAGUUCAAGCGGAGAAGGAGUCGCUUAAAGUGAUGGAAAGAGAUUUGCAACGUCUAAAAUCUGAGAAUAGCUGUAUCAAGGAAAAUAAUGAAAGAUUAACAAAUAUGUUAAUGAAUGUCGAAGCGAAAUACGAAGAAUUAAUUUCGAAGCCAAAUCGCAGUUCUCUUUCUGAGAAGCAACAUUCUAAACAAUAUACAACGACAAUUGGUACUAUGACUGCUGUUUCUUCACAUGAUUUUGUUGAAUUAACGAAUAAGGCAAAAAAACUAUCUUCAUUUACGAAACGGAUGUAUACACUUGCAGCGCAAUGGAAUAACGAGGCCGCAGUUAACUGCGGGGUUUCACAUAAAUCGGUCGAUCUAGAUGACUUGUACCACACAUAUGCCCGAAUUUUGAAAGGCUUCUCAGAUGGAAUCAAUGAAAUGCGAGAGAAAAUAAUGUCGGAAGAGGCCAAACUGCAAUUAUAUAUUUCUGAAAAUCAACAAAAUUUGCAACAAACUAGAACUGAAAGUUCAAGAUCAAACAAUGACGAAUUAGAAUUGAUAUCAGUUGACCUUGGAACACUAUUUAAUGAUGCCAAUAAAAUUGUUCAAAAGCUCAAGAUCAUUUCAAACAAAUCACAUGAGGCAGAAAUGUCGGAAGUGCUGUUGAAUAUGAGAUUAUUACGACUUCAGAUCGCUUCCUUGUGCACAUAUUCGCAAGAUCUUGAGAAAACUAAAGAAAAUAUUGCUCCGAUGGAAGAACUUCAAUUAGAAAAUGAACGCUUACAAUCAGUGCUUACCGAUGCAAAGGUUUUGUUGCAACGAGCUCAUGAACGACUGAGUAAAUUGCCUAAUUCGAGCGACAUGUGUGAACAGAUAUUGCAUGAAAUGAACGAAAUUAGUAAAGCAAUGAAAGUAACAACGCGUGAGGUACAUCGUGUAGGAAGUCGAAAUAAAUGCAAAAAGCCAUAA